UUUCUUCUUUUCUUUUUCAAUCAACAAAAUGAAUUUCUACCCAUGAGCAAGGGAGACCUUAGCUCUUCGUCAUCCUCAGUCACAGUGACAAUAUUCAGGAAGAGGGUCAUUCUGCGGAAACCACAGCUCCCCCGCCUGCUGCUGGAUUUCAGCUCUUACCCAACACGAGGACUACCGUGGAAAGCCAGCCACUUCAGACGUUCAGUUUCUCAGCCAGAGUGAGCCAUGACGAGGACUUCUAUAUGCGUAUACCACUUCCUUGUUUCGAGCUGGUAUAUUUUCCUCAAUUAUCACAUCUCACAAAAAGGAAGGAGUAAGCAGAUGUCCAAAAUCUUUCUAAAUGGUGGACAGUGGAAGUACUUGACACUCCUUAAUCUGCUCUUGCAGGCCAUUUUCUUCGGGGUUGCUUGCCUGGAAGAUGUGCUGAAGAAAAUGAAAGGGAAAAAAGACAUUAAGUUCAUAACUGCCUUCAGAGACCUGCUCUUCACCACACUGGCUUUUCCUAUAUCCACGUUUGUAUUUUUGACUUUCUGGCUACUCUUUCUCUACGAUCGAGAACUCGUUUACCCUGAGGCCCUAGAUGGUAUCUUUCCAGUGUGGCUCAAUCAUGCAAUGCACACAUUCAUACUCCCCUUUUCCCUGGUUGAAGUCAUCCUCAGGCCACACAGCUAUCCAAUGAAGAAGAAAGGACUCAGCUUGUUGGCUGCUGCAAGUCUUGCCUACAUUAGCAGGGUCCUUUGGAUCUACUCUGAGACUGGUACGUGGGUAUAUCCUGUGUUUGCCAAACUCAGCCCAGUGGGUCUAGCAGCCUUCUUUUCGCUCAGCUACAUCUGUAUUGCCAGCAUCUACCUACUUGGAGAGAAGCUCAACCACUCACAAUGGGGUGACAUGAGGCAGCCAAAGAAGAAGAAGUGAUUGUAUGCUGUUUUCCAAGAAAAAGAAAGAAAGCACAAGAGGGUGUUCUUUUUCCAUCUUUUUGGUUUUAUUUUUUUUAUUUUUUUGUUUUGUUUAUGUGGAUUUUAUUUUUCUUUUUGGUGUAGGGAGGUGGUAGAGAAACAUAGGAAAGUAAAAAGGACAUAAAACAAUAUUUAAAUUAAGAAUAGGGUAUGAAGGUAGCUCAAUCUAAGGACUCUUGGGUUUUAAAAGGCCAUACAAAAUUAAAUCCUGCUGUCUCAGAAUUUGUGACCUUUGUCUGAACUCUGUAGAGUAUGGUCUGUGGUCAAAAUCUGCCCAAAAGCCAAAGAAACUCAUAAACUCAGAGUCAGAGAAUGUUUAGACAGAGAAAGAAUUUAGGAUCAUCCAAAAUCUUCACUUUACAGAGGAGGUUGCCGAGGAUGUAGAUGAGAAGUUACCUGCAUGAGGCCAGAGUUAGUGUCAGAACUGAGUCAGGAGCUUUUGUCUCCCAAAUCUUUUAACUUUCAAUCCUGUGUCAUGUUUUUAAUAAUCCCAACUUUCCUAAAAACAAGCAUUUUCAUAACUAGUUAUUUUCAUGGAUUUCUCAUCUAUUUCCCCCCCUCAAUCUAGACAGGUGUGUAGGGAAAUUCUACCUGAUAUGGUAUAGUGGCAAAUUAUUUGGGGCAAUGAGAAAAUCACUUAUAAAAAUAUUAGGAAAUCUUUCCCCCAUGUGAGCAGCAUUCAGGGCAUAUCUAAACACUGAACAAAUGACAUUGUCAAAACCUCUUUCAUUCAAGUAUUGAUUAACUUGUCAAAUAAAUGUUGUACAUUUUACUUGAGGAACAGUCUAAGUGGGACGUGAUAUAAUUAUGAGGACUGCUGAGAUUGCUUUGGUACAAAGUACUUUGCUAAGUUAGUUUAUGGUUUAACAAAGCUGAUUGUCAGCAAGCACAUUCAUGAACCCUGCUUCGAUUUUCCUAAUGGAAUUUUCCAGGUCUAUUUUUGUAAAGAAAUACAUGGUGGGUAAAGAUAGUCAAAUCUAGUGGUGUGUCGAAGGCCCAGGGGCAUUGGGGUGUGGGCACCAGAAUAAAUAGUACUUGAGCUUUACAACCAAACAUGAUACAGAAGAAAUUUGGUGAAAAUGGGUAAAACCUGGUAACACUGUAUCUGGGACCAAAUUAAAUCUUGAUUGCUGCAUAA
This is a messenger RNA of Pipistrellus kuhlii (Kuhl's pipistrelle), 2094 nucleotides long. It is a transcript of the gene ADTRP, whose product is annotated as androgen dependent TFPI regulating protein. Bases 226 to 915 code for a protein of 229 amino acids. Gene Ontology annotation, cellular component: endomembrane system; membrane. NCBI's taxonomy places the organism in Eukaryota, Metazoa, Chordata, Mammalia, Chiroptera, Vespertilionidae. The record is from RefSeq and is a predicted model, not a curated record. The transcript is spliced from 7 exons.